This is a messenger RNA of Rhineura floridana, 3236 nucleotides long. It is a transcript of the gene MANEA, whose product is annotated as mannosidase endo-alpha. Bases 403 to 1773 code for a protein of 456 amino acids. Gene Ontology annotation, cellular component: Golgi apparatus. NCBI's taxonomy places the organism in Eukaryota, Metazoa, Chordata, Lepidosauria, Squamata, Rhineuridae. Gene Ontology annotation, molecular function: alpha-mannosidase activity. The transcript is spliced from 5 exons. The record is from RefSeq and is a predicted model, not a curated record.
UGCGCAAGGUGCCUCACGCGUCUUUCAAAUAUCUCCAGGGACGAGUGGACCGAUACGCGAUGAUGUAUAUAGUUAGGCUGCGCCACAGAAAGAAAUUGGCAUAAACGCCAAUACUAUUGCUCUUCCUGGAUGUAAGGGCAAGGAUGGUUUCACCCACGGCUACUGCGCAUGCUCGAACAGAGAGGCCACCCACAAGCUCAACAAUAGGGGUUGUUGUAGGGGGAGCUACGUCUGAAAAGAGGCUGAUGAGGCUUUGACCCCACUCUUUCCCCUCCCCCCCAACUCUAUUCCAACCCCUUCGUUCCCCGUCAAUUCAGGAUCCUUGAUUUUCCAGGCCCUAUGGAUUCCUGCUCUGAAGACGGCUAGAAGCCUCCUACAUGUGCCUUGAACUACCAUGACAUCAUGGCAAGAUUUCGCAGGAGAACGUGCGUCAUUCUAGUGCUUUUUAUUUUGUUUAUUUGCUCCAUAAUGAUGGCUUUGAAAACACUGAGACCUGAAAGAGCUGGGUUUGGUGAUCCAUUUGGCCUUGGCCUUUUACCAGAUUUUCAACAGCGGACUACACAUUUAAAAAAUAAGUUCAAUGUGCAGAACGAAGCUCAAGUAGAUAGUUUCACGCACACAAAAAAUGUGCACCCUUUGACAAUGAAUAUAAAAAACCCUACAGUUUCAGUAGGGAAACCAGAAGAAGAGCUCCCUUCUCCAAACUACAACUUGCAUGUGUUUUACUACUGCUGGUUUGGGACUCCACAAUUUGAUGGAAAAUAUAUUCACUGGAACCAUCCAUUGUUGACACAUUGGGAUCCCAAAAUUGCAAGCGGUUAUCCAAAAGGAAGACACACCCCUCCAGAGGAUAUUGGAUCCAGCUUCUAUCCUGAACUUGGGGCUUACAGCUCCAAAGACCCUUCUGUAAUACAAGAUCACAUGAAGCAGAUGAGCUCAGCUUCUAUUGGUGUAUUGGCUCUUUCUUGGUACCCACCUGGUAUGGCUGAUGAAAAUGGAGAGCCUGCUGAUGACCUGGUGCCAGUGAUUUUGGACAUUGCACAGAAGUACAAAUUAAAGGUCACUUUCCAUAUUGAGCCAUACAAAGAUAGAGAUGAUCGCAGUAUGUACCGCAAUGUCAAGUAUAUCAUAGACAAAUAUGGAGCCCAUCCAGCCUUUUACAGGCAUAAAGUCAGUACAGGUAGAACCCUUCCCAUGUUUUACGUUUAUGAUUCUUACAUAACAAUCCCUGAAAUGUGGGCAAAUCUGCUUACUGUCUCAGGAUCCCACAGCAUACGCAAUACACCUUACGAUGGCUUAUUCAUUGCCCUUCUUGUGGAAGAAAAGCAUAAGCAUGAAAUCCAUAGAAGCGGCUUUGAUGGAAUUUAUACAUAUUUUGCCACCAAUGGCUUUUCCUAUGGCUCAAGCCAUCAUAAUUGGCCAAGUCUAAAAGCCUUUUGUGACACAAAAAACUUAAUGUUUAUUCCAAGUGUGGGCCCAGGCUAUGUGGAUACCAGCAUUCGCCCAUGGAACAGCCACAACACACGGAACCGUGUCAAUGGCAAAUACUACGAGACUGCAUUCAGCGCUGCACUUCUGGUACGACCUGAAAUAAUUUCUGUCACUUCUUUCAAUGAAUGGCAUGAAGGAACUCAGAUUGAAAAAGCCAUUCCAAAGAGGACCGGAAAGACAAUUUACCUGGACUAUCAACCACAUAAACCAAAUAUUUAUCUGGAGCUCACUCGUAAGUGGUCUGAAAAAUACAGCAAAGAAAAAGAGCAGUGGCUUAUCUGAGGUGCUACUCCACUUGGCGAUUCCACAAUGAACCCAACAAUGUGUCUCACUGAUAAAUCGAGUGCAUUUUAACUUGUGAGUAUGUAGUCUGUGCACUAUUUGCUAUAGCUUUGUUCAAAGAAAAUGAUAAUGCAGUGCUAAAUACUGUGCCUGUUGAUGUUCUGUAUAUUACCAGUGCAUUGUCUAGAAUAUUUGAUUGAUGACUCAAGUAGAAUGAUACAGAGCUUAUUUCAAUUUGGGUCGCAAUCUCAAAUGGUUGCAUACGAUUUCUGCACCCAACUGGGUUUCUGAAUUUCCACUUUCCAGAAAAAAAAAUCCCUUACAUUUCCCCUCAAAGCAAGAAAACUUCAGAAGCAAUUUCCAGUGCAUUGUGAGGAGCGGUGACUAGUAAUAUAACCCAAACAGCCCCUGGUGCUCAAGUGGAAGCUAAGUUGUGCACCUAAGCACGUUCCUUACUAAUUCAUACUCCUUGAAGCAACUGUAAAAAAAAAAAUUACAACGGUUUCUUAAGGACUAUUUUGUAUGUUGGGCAUGAAACAGCUUAUCCAUUGGAAAAGAACAACUAAGGAACAUUUCAAUGCAAGAACGACUUUAAAAAUGUAUUGGAGCUGCAGAAGAACAGCCUGCUUUUCCUGGGCAGUUCCCAUUCACUGCAGUAUAAACAGCAGGAGACGGUGGUAGGUGUCCACGAGGUAUAUCAUAUAUUUUGUUAACUUCAUAGAAAUUUAUAUUUGCAUUCACAUUGGUAGAAAUAAUGAGUGAUCUAAAAUUGUAGUGAUACUCAUAAUUAGUAACAGUUUCAGUUAUUUUUCAAGACAAGUUUACUAAUUUUUGUUGGGCUUCUUGUUAUUUGUGCGCGCACACCAGCUUUUACGUAAACUAUGUCAGCAGAAGUAGAACUAGGAAAGCAUCAAACUGUCUCGAAGGGAUGAUCAGUACAAAUAAAAAGAGAAGUAUGUAAGUAACAUAAUUGCACCCGCUUAGCAUGUGCAGAAAUAACAUCUGCUCAUGUAUAGAGGGAAAGGCAGCUCCUUACAGGGCAUCGCUCUAGAGGGUUCAAUGAUCAUGAGGAGAGGGGACUGCCCUUUGAAAGGCAGCUUUUAAAAGUCCCCAUAUAUGAGCGGAGCACUCACUGAUUUGGAUGCCAGCCAUUGACAUCAUUUUCAAAGAAGAAAAAUGUUUUUGCAUUUUUUAGAAUAUUUAGCAAGAUGUAACCUUUUUGGAGUACAGGCUCAGAAAAUAAAAAUUCAGAACAGCAUAAAUUGUCAGUCAUGAUAGUUUGUACAAGAUUAAAAAUUUCUUUUCAAUGUCCUUUUUCCAUUGUUAAUGUUAAUAUUUGUUUCCAUAUGAAAUUGGAGAAACCAAUUAAAUAGUAAGGAUGGAGUGUGCCCAACAUAAAAGCCAUCCAAAUCAUAUCAUGAUCCUUCACUUGCAUUAAAAGUUGGUACAGUCUUAUUAACGAA